Beta vulgaris subsp. vulgaris (sugar beet) is the source of this 885-nucleotide messenger RNA. Its product is annotated as 17.1 kDa class II heat shock protein. The record is from RefSeq and is a predicted model, not a curated record. Gene Ontology annotation, biological process: response to hydrogen peroxide; response to heat; response to salt stress. Lineage: Eukaryota; Viridiplantae; Streptophyta; Magnoliopsida; Caryophyllales; Amaranthaceae. Bases 78 to 563 code for a protein of 161 amino acids. The transcript has a single exon.
CCUUCAAUAAAGCAAAGAACAGAAGAAAACCUCUCUUUGAUUGUUUUUAUUUUUUUGGUUCUUUUGCAAAAACAACAAUGGACGAAAGAUUUUCUUCAUCCCUUGAUAACACCCUCCUUGACAUCAUGCAAGACAUGGUAGACCAAUUCACAGAUGAAGUAUCCGACACCAAACACCAACCCAACAACCCCUCUCGCACCUACGUGCGUGAUGCUAAAGCCAUGGCUCGAACCUCGGCCGACAUCAAAGAUCUCCCGAAUGCAUACAUAUUUAUCGUUGAUAUGCCGGGGGUUAAGCCAGCCGAGGUAAAGGUACAGGUCGAGGACGAUAACGUACUCGUCGUACGCGGCGAGCGGAGGAAGGAGAAAGAGAAGGAUGGAGUGAAGUAUGUGAAAAUGGAAAGGAGGGGUGGAAAGUUUAUGAGGAAGUUUGUGUUGCCUGAGAAUGCUAAUACUGAGGGUAUUACUGCAGUUUGUCAAGAUGGAGUGUUGACUGUUACUGUUGAGAAGUUGCCUCCUCCUGAACCUAAGAAACCUAAGACUAUUGAGAUUAAGGGCGCUUAAUUAUAAGGUUGUGAUAAUAACGUUGUUCAGAUGUUUUGAGUGAUGUUUUUGUGUUGUGGUUUGAGAUUUUGUUUAUGUAGUGAAUUUUGUACUGUGUUGCUCUAACUUGUAAUAUAAUUAUGCGUUUAAGCGUUGUAGUUCAUAUCAUUUUCGUGUAAGGUAUGGGGUUAGAAUUUUCGUAUAAAGUAUAAGGUAUGGGGUUAGAAUAAGUAAAAAUUUAAGAUAUGGGUUUUAGAAAUAUAAAGGGGGUUGGAUAUGACACAUAUCAAUGUUUUUAGGUACAUUUUUAAAUAAACAUAUAUAUAAUAUUAGAUAUUAAGUA